AUGAAACGUCGAAAUAGUCAUGCUGCUGCUCAGGACAAUUCAGAUUUGAUGGAACCAUCAACCUCUGCAGAACAAAGCCUUAAAAAGGACUUUAUUUAUGUACAAUAUGCACCUGCAGGUCUUGAAGAAGACAAACUGUAUUACAAGCGAAUUUGUAUGGCACUGGACUACUACUACACCGGUCUAAUUGAUCUAAGCACUUUAGCUCAGACCGUUACUGUAGGUGUUGCUUGUAGAGUUGGUGACGUUCAUUUAACAAGGUUACUUUUGGAGGCCCGGUUUGGCCGGUUCUCUGAUGAUAGAGGCUGGUUUCCUAUGCAUGAAGCAGCGUUUGGAUUACACACUGAAUGUUGCCGUGUUCUUUGCGAAUCUGACGAACCUCAUUUGAAUGCUCAGGCCCAUGAUGGUGUCACUCCACUCUUACUUGUGUGUGGUAAGAGGAAAGAACAGAAGAAAGCUUGUGAACUUGCCAAGCUGAUGUUAGAUAAUGGUGCAGAUGUGAAUUUAAGUAGUCUUGAUGGUAUGACGCCGUUAAUUCAAGCAAUCAGGUCACAAAAUGAAGAGUUGAUUGAUGUGCUGUUAGACCGUGGAGCUGAUCCUUCGUUAACUUGGUACGGCAAUUGGUCAGCUUUACACGAGGCUGCUUGUCGACACGAUGCGAAAACUAUGGAACGUUUGUUGAACAUGGGUAUGGACAUUUUUGUUCUUGAUGAUGAUCAUCAUACACCCUUGCUAGUAGCCGUACAGGAACGCUGCAUUCCAUGUGUAAAGUUGGCUUUGGAAGCGGCAAAAGAUAGAGCGGCGGAGCUGGCGAAUAUUUGUCUUUUGAGGAAAAAUGUUUCAUGUGUGAUGGCUGCAGUGUCUGAAGGGUACGAUGAUGUUCUUGAAAUUUUGAUUGAUUAUGGCGCAGACUGUAACAUAAUUAUGGAUACUGAGUGGAGUGAUGCUAUGGAUGAGAAAAAAGGUAUGCAUGCAUUAACACAGGCUUCGCUGGCGAAGUUCUCUAGGUGUCUUAAAUUGCUGAUCCCACAUGUGAACAGGAUGGUGUUGGAAACGACUGCGAUUGGGCCAAUGACAGGGGCGGCCUAUAGCGGUUCAGCUACAUGUAUUAAGCUUUUGCUGGAGGCUGGCUAUUCCACAGAGGAAUUUGUGUAUUCUCCAGUUGUGCUGACUCUUAUACCUUACUUACGCCCUCUUUUCCUCAGGAACUGUUAUUCUCCUUUACGAGAGGCAGUCAGGCGAGGACAUACGGAGUCAGUGCGGUUGCUACUCGAUGCAGGAGCGAAAAUGGUGUAUUCCGAAGAAUGUUCCUCUCCAUUCUUGUUUGCCUUCCGGAACUCUCUUGACCCAUCGAUUCUUGAAUGUUUUUUGGAACAUAAUGUCGACCUAAAUUUUAUCAGUGAGGACUCUGAUUACGAAAUCCCUGAUGCGCUCUUAUCCAUUUUGGGGUCGGAGAAUCGCGAAAAGUUAAUACUGCUUUUGAAAUGUGGCUUAAAACCAUUUCUUGAACGCUGGUGUUCCUGCCACAAUAAGAAAAACCUGUCGUUACUAAGCUACGUCAGUCAGUUCGACUACGUUUCUGAUCUCAGAAAUCUAAUCGAACUCUUGGCUGCAUUUUCUACAUAUAUUCCGAACUGCUGUGGAGAAGUAGCAGAGUUGAUCGGCUGCAAAUUCCACAUUCCUUCGCUGUCGCAGCUCUGUCGCAUUUCAAUGCUCAGGUCCUUUUCUCCUGCUGAACUUCUCAACGAAAGUUGGUUAGACAAAGUGGGCCAAGUACCGAAGAAGUUGAGAGGUUUCGUCAAGUUCGAUACACCAUACCGUACCUUCAGAUGA
Molecule: messenger RNA, 1833 nt
Organism: Enterobius vermicularis (human pinworm)
Lineage: Eukaryota; Metazoa; Nematoda; Chromadorea; Rhabditida; Oxyuridae
Source: the annotation of a GenBank genome assembly